Messenger RNA from Diatraea saccharalis (sugarcane borer), 1013 nucleotides. The record is from the annotation of a GenBank genome assembly. Lineage: Eukaryota; Metazoa; Arthropoda; Insecta; Lepidoptera; Crambidae.
UAUCGAUAUAACAUAGAGGCUGACCGACCGAUACUGGUCAUCCCUAAUUCACUUUUUGCGUUAUCUUUUUCACAGGUGUUUUUUGAGUUAGGUACUUAUUUAAUUAUAAUGGGAAACGCAAAUGCAAAAGCUGUUGAUGUGAAAGUGCCUGAGCCACCAGCACCGGCUAACGCUGAAAAACCGAAAUUAAAACCAUGUUGUGCAUGCCCGGAAACUAAAAAAGCAAGAGACUCUUGUAUCAUAGAGAGAGGUGAAGAAAAUUGCGGUCCACUUAUAGAAGAACACAAAGCCUGCAUGAGGAAAAUGGGCUUCAACAUAUAAUUAUAAGUUUGUUGAGAAUUAGUUGCCAUGGCAAAACUAGAAAGGUUGUUAUAUUUAGAUAUAAAGUUAUCAAUCUCGGAAAUGGAUUGUAGAACUAGUCAUAUUCGCAUACUAAUAUGACUCGAAGGAUAUAAUGUGAUUGCCAUAAUGCUAUAGAAAACAAAAAUUACAAAUAUUGGAAAAGCUAUUUAUAAAAUAAAGUGCUUUUUAUGUUGAUACCUAUUAUAAUCAUCAAAAAUGAUUAUUCAUGUAAUGUGCAUUUGUCUGCAAUUCACCAAAUAGUAUUUUAACAUUAGAUAAUAACAGCUUAUUUUAAAGAUAAAGUAAUUACUUUGUGUUUAGAGAUAGAAAAGCUUGGACGUUGUCUGUUCUUGUCUUGUCUUUAAUAUGUAUACAAACAUAUUAAAAAGUAUUUAAUAUUAUGAGAGCUGAUGAAUAAUUUAUAUUUUUUUGAGGUAUUCGAAAUUAAUAAAAAUACCCUUUAACUUUCUAAAAUUAUACCAAAUAAUUGGCUUUACAAUUGUCAAUAACUUCAACAAAAUGAACUAAAAUAUCAAGAUAAUUUUCAAAAGUAAUUCUUUUAACUAAGUUGGUAAUAUUUUAGAUCUGUGCAAGAUGUUGUUUAAUUUAUUCUAAAUAUUAGCUUAACUUAAUUGUAAAUAAAUAAUUGUUUGUUAAAUACUGUUUUAUUU